Amphimedon queenslandica is the source of this 1162-nucleotide messenger RNA. Its product is annotated as WD repeat-containing protein 53-like. The coding region runs from base 22 to 1152 and encodes 376 amino acids. Lineage: Eukaryota; Metazoa; Porifera; Demospongiae; Haplosclerida; Niphatidae. Gene Ontology annotation, molecular function: protein binding. The transcript has a single exon. The record is from RefSeq and is a predicted model, not a curated record.
GGUUUCUGUGCAAAUAACAUAAUGGCUGAAGGUUCUGUGAUCAUAAAAGAGUUACUGAAGAUAGAUACUGGAGAGGAGGACGUGUUCUGUAUCUGCCCAUACACUCCUCAAGAAGGUAUAGCCUCGGGUCACAGUUCAAAGAUCAAAGUAUGGAACAAGGACUCCUCAUUGUAUUAUGAAGUAUUACCACCAGUUCAAGGUGACGUCACUUGCAUUCUGACCACGCCCACACACCUAUUCAUAUCAGUCGACUCAUCGCUGAUCCUUUAUGAUCAUCAUGACCUGGCCACACCCACAGAAACCUGUCGGUACAAUUCGGAGGAGAUAAACCAAAUGUCAAUCAACACCUCUUGUAGUUACUUGCUCUGUGCUGAUGAUUCCGGUGACAUAUCUGUCAUUGACAUUAGCGCCAUUGCUGCUGGUGGAAAAUCUAAACUAUACAAGAAAUGCAAGCGCCAUCAUACCAACAUAUGCUCCAGCGUCACCUUGCACCCGUCGAAACACUGGGAGAUGGUCUCCGGCGGACUGGACUGUCAACUGGUACUAUGGGAUUUUUCUCGUGGGCGGAGACUAGCCUCAUUAAAUAUGCAAGAAGAGGGUGGGGCUGGGUAUAUGGUUAACCCUCCAAUGGUACACUCAGUGUGUGGUUUAGGAGGGAACAGACCAGUAAUAGCAGCUGGACUAGGUAAUGGAUCAGUGUGUAUAUGUCACGUAAGUGGAUCUGAUAUUAACCUCACAUCAACAGUGCAGGCUCAUUCAAACAGUGUUGCUAGUGUAGUCUGUAUCAGCAACAGAGAAGAACCUUUUAAAUUGGAUUCACACGCCAAAGGUGACAAAGCCAGUAGAGAUGAAGAGAUGUGCACUGAUCUUGUUAUAUCUGGAGGGAAUGACGGUAAAGUUAUCUGCUCUCCUGUUUGGAAGACAGCACCUAAAGCAGCCACACCUUCCAAGUCUACUGGCAGUCAUAGAUCAAAAGGAAGCUCUCAUAAGGUCCCACCUACUUACAGGAUAUCGGAGGAGCCAUUAACCGUACAUGAACAUGGGUCAAAGGUCAACUGGUUGGCGGAACUGCCAGACUGGUCACCUGGUAAACAUGUGGUAGGUGUGGCUGAUCAGACAUCUAAUAUCACAUUGUAUUUUAUUGAAUUAUAAGAAAUGAAUU